Rotaria sordida is the source of this 837-nucleotide messenger RNA. Lineage: Eukaryota; Metazoa; Rotifera; Eurotatoria; Philodinida; Philodinidae. The record is from the annotation of a GenBank genome assembly.
AUGACGGAUAAUAAUCGAUUUAAGAUACAAAUUUUAUUAAUUGAUAUUGAUGAACAAAAAAUUUAUCCGAAAUUUAUUACACCUUUAGUUCAUCAAUUAAAUCCGAAUAAUGAAUAUGUUAAUGUCGAUAUUUCUUAUGAAAAUGAUCAAUUAAUUAUUCAACGUAAUGAUAAAUCAAUAAUUUUAUUUCGACGUCCAUCAUAUUGUCCAUUUACUAAUCUUUGUCUACAAAAUAAUUCAUCAAUUAUUUCUGAUAAUCCAUUGAAUUCAAUUGCAGUUGGAAUAGUUGUACUAUAUGAAUCUCAUGAUCAACGUAUUCUUAUAACAAGACGUGCAAGUCAUAUGCGAACAUUUCCAUCAUGUUGGGUAUGUCCUGGUGGUGGAAUUGAACAAGGCGAAACAUUAAUACAAGCAGGUAUUCGUGAAUUACAUGAAGAAGUAGGUAUUGAAGUAAAUAAAAAUGAACUUGAAACAUCACGAACAUUAGCUUUAUGGGAGUCGUCAUUUCCAGCUGCUCUUGAUCAUGGUUUACCACGUCGUCAUCAUAUUGUUAUUUAUUUACAUAUACGAUCAUCAAGAACAAGUGAUGAAAUAUCGGUUAAAAUUGAUCCUAAUGAAGUUGAUGCUUAUACAUGGCUUUCAUAUGAACAAAUAGGAAAUAUUUGUAAACGAACAAAUGUAUUAGAAAAUUUAGUCAUGUUUCAUGCACAUAUUCAUCCAACAGGCAUGUGUGAAUUACCAUUUGAUUUACUUACAACAGCUGAUUAUAAUCAAAAAGAAAAUUUAACUAAUGGUACACGUUUUGCACUUGAACAAUUGUAUAUUUUAAAAUCAUAA